CAUGAUCUGCACCCUCUGAACUCUGACACUGACCUUCUGCCCUGAUCUGCCAGACCAAGCCAUGUCUAGACAAGAGGCCCAAGCCCCAAGGACCCAGGAGCUGCCCCCAGAGGUGCUGGCAGAGCAGGUGGAACUAUGGUGGUCCCAGCAGCCGCGACGCUCAGCGCUCUGCUUCGCCGUGGCCGUGGGCCUCGUGGCGGGCUGUGGGGCAGGCGGUGUGGUGCUACUUUCCUCCACCAGCAGCCGUUCCGGUGAAUGGCGUCUGGCAGCAGGCACCGUGCUCUGUCUGCUGGCUCUGCUAGUUCUGGUGAAGCAGCUGAUGAGCUCAGCCAUCCAAGACAUGAACUGCAUCCGUCAGGCCCACCAUGUGGCACUGCUACGCAGUGGUGGGGGCGCCGAUGCCCUUGUGGUGCUGCUCAGUGGCCUGGUGCUGCUGGUCACAGGCCUGACUCUGGCCGGACUGGCCGCCGCCCCUGCUCCUGCCCGGCCACUCGCCGCCAUGCUGUCUGUGGGCAUUGCCCUGGCUGCCUUGGGUGCACUCCUGCUGCUGGGCUUGCUGCUGUAUGAGGUGGGCGUGAGUGGGUACUGCCCCCCCAUUGGUGUGACCACACCCCCCACCCACAGUGGACACGGCGGCAGUGGCAGCAUCUUCAGUGUCUCAGGACAGUUGUCUGCCGGCCAGCGCCAGGGGACUACCUCCAGCAUCGCCAACCUCCUCUGA
Molecule: messenger RNA, 721 nt
Organism: Ochotona curzoniae (black-lipped pika)
Lineage: Eukaryota; Metazoa; Chordata; Mammalia; Lagomorpha; Ochotonidae
Gene: TMEM125
Product: transmembrane protein 125
Exons: 1
Coding region: 62-721 (219 amino acids)
Source: RefSeq, a predicted model, not a curated record